UAGGGCUGACAUGGAGCCUGUGAAGUCAAUGUUUGACUUUUGGACACAAUGUCGUCGAAUCAUUGACUUAGUCAAUGAAAGCACUGUUGGGAGUGUGUAUAGGGUUCUUGCGCGGCGAGGCGAUUGCGAUGACCUCUCGCGCAUCUCUCGCCCAAUUCCAGGUAGGCCGGAAUCCAGUUCCACUCCAUUUUCAACGGCAUUGCACGAUUGAUCGCUAGCGCGCGCGCUGAUCAAUCAAAUGGAGGCGCUCCAGGCGGUGGCGUCGCUCAUCCAGGGCGCCCAGGCGCUGCUCCAGGGCGUGGAGGCUCUCUCGCGGGCGUCCAGGGAUCUCUCCGAGGCUCCCCAGAAGAUCGCCCAGUUAGAGGAGACGCUGGGCGAUCUGACCAAGCUCCACGCCACGCUCCUCCACAACCACAGCUCCAAGCUCCACCAUCCGGAGCUCCUCGCUCAGCUCCAUAGCUUCGAAGCUCUCAUCCGCGACGAGGACUUCCAGCUCGGCCGCGCCAAGAAAUUGGUGCUCCUCCGUCGCCGCAAGGGACCGCUCAAGAUGAAGAUGUAUCUCAACGUGGUGGUCACUGCGGUCACUGGCGACGAGCUCUCGGAGAUCGUCAAGUCCAUGAACUCCCAGCUCCUUGAGUGGAUCAACAAGAACAGCAUCAAGGCCACCAUCGCCAAAGCUUUCGACAAGACGGCCGAGAAGCUCACGAGCUAUCUCCGGGUCCAGGCCCAGCCGGGCUACCACCCGGUGGCGUCCAAGGCCCGGAAGAUCCGAGCUCUCCUCGAAGACGAGACGAGCUCCUCGCGAAAGGUGGUGCUUAUCCAUGGACUGUCCGGGAUGGGAAAAUCGUGCCUGGCUCGCUACGUUGCCGCGGAUCCGCCCAAGCGAUUCGUGCAUGGAGCGGUGGAUUUGCUGCUCGGGCAGGGGUGUAGCCGCCGGAGCGGAACUCCCGAAUAUCACUCGCGGCUAGCGGCAAAGCUCUGCCAUUUGUUGCGAGUUCUCGGGAGGAAGAGAGGAGAGAUAGAUGGAUUGGAUUUGGAGGAGGCUUGCCAGCUUCUACAGGAGACGUUGCUCGGGAGGAGCAUCCUGGUGGUGCUGGACGACGUGUGGGAGCCGGAUAUCAUCGCGAGGUUCACGCGGCUGUAUGACAACGAAUGCCGGUUCCUGGCCACGACGAGGAACCAGGCGGUGUAUGAGACGACGACCGAGGCUGAAAAGGUGGAGAUUGGCACCGAGGAUGUGUCAGAGCUCAGCCGGGGGAUCUUGAUGCAGCACAGCCAAUUGUCCGAGGAGGAGCUACCGGAGGCCACAACCGAGCUGCUAAUCCAGAGAUGCGGCCACCACCCUCUCACUCUCGCAGUCCUCGGCAAAGCUCUCUUCAAAGAGACCCGGCCCGAGCAGUGGGACAAAGCUCUGGACGAUCUAAGCACCUACGCGGCCCAGGCCCCCGUCCCAGUCCACUACCUCAACGACAAAGAAGCCGAGAGCGCCGCCACCGUCUUUGGCUCCUUCGACUACAGCCUCCACGCCAUGACCACUCACGCCAGAGAUCUCUUCCUCUCUCUCGCAGCUCUCUGCUGGGCCACUCCAAUCCCCGAGCCUUGCCUGGAAGCGAUCUGGCAAGCUCUCCAUCAAGACACCACCUUCCGGAUCGUCUCUUCCAAGCUCUGCGACAGCUCCCUUCUCAAGCGAUCCAGCUCCAGCGGCAGCGACACCUUCCUCCACUACACCGUCCACGACAUGGUGGCGCUCUUCCUCGAGACCAAGAUCGAGGAGUCCAUCGCGCUGCUUCUCAAGGAGCACUCGCUCAUCCACGCCGAGUCCCGUGCCGCGAUCGUCCCGUGGCUCUACCGCUUUGGCAACCGGAGGAUCGUCAAGCUCGCGGAGGACUCCCUGGUGGAGGUGUUCUGGUCCAACAGCGAGGAGCUCCCCGCGAUCGUUCUGUGGAACGUGGUGGAGGUGCUCUCCACGAGCAGCACGAUGGCGGAGCUCGAGGCGGCGUCGAUCGGGUUUAGCCGGAUCCUGGGGCCGGAGCUGGCGAGGCUGUUCUUGCUGGGAUUCGAGGACUUGCAUGCCGCGGUGGCGCGCUGCGUCGCGAAUUGCUUCGCGCGAUCCGACUACGAGCGCCACACUUUCGCGCUCGUCCAGGCGGGAGCUCCCGAGAAGCUGGCGGUGCUCGUGAGGAACCACGAGGAGUUCCAUGUAAGGCGAGACGCGGCCAUGGUUCUCGCCAGGCUCGCCGAGUUCCGCCACGACGCUUGCGAGGAGAUCAUGCGAGAGGUGCCGCUCAAGGAGGUGGUGGAGCUGCUGGAUCCCCGCGCGGAGGAGACGCACAACCCGGUGAUCGAUUCGCUCAUGACGCUGGCGCGCGCCGGGGAGGAGGUGGCGGUGAGAGAGAUCUUCCUGGCCGGCGCCGGGAAGAAGCUCGAGGAGAUGCUGCUCAGUGGAUCGGAGAUCGCCCAGCAGCGAGCGAUCGUGGCGCUCAAAUCUUUCCACGAGCUCGGCGGCUCCUCCGUCCAGGGAUUCUUGCGAGGCUCCGGGAUCCUCCUCCGGCGGGAGCUUCCAUGGCAGGCCAAGCUCAGCCUCGAGAGAUUGACAGUGCUGGAUCGAAAAUCAUCGUUUAACCAGCGGUCGUCGAGCAGCGCUCCUGCCAAGCGGCACUGGAUCGCGCAAAAGGUGGCGGUGCUCCGGGAUGGAUCCGAGAUCGAGCAGCUGCGAGCGAUCCAGGAGCUGGCCCCGGCGAUGGAGCGAGCCGGAGCCGGAGAUCCACAGCUUCUCGACUCUAUUCUCUCCACCAGUCUCAUCGAAGUUCUAGCGGCAAAGCUGGAUCAAGCCGCGAGCCCUUCUCCAGCGAGUUCUUCCUCUCGUCAGAUCAAGCACGCGAGCAACCGGAUCAAGUCCGAGGCUUGCUUCGCGCUCGUCAAGCUCUCCGCGGGUGGAAGCCGGUGUAUCAAGAUCAUGAUCAAGGCAAAGGUGGUGGACAACUUGGUCGUGGCCAUGGCUUGCAGCGCCAGCUCCGCGCUCCAAGAGGGUGCAUACUCAGCCCUCCACAACCUCGUCUUCACUGGGCGCCGGCUCGUCACCGAUCAAAUCCUCCGCGGAGGAGGAGGAAACCUGGUGGAUCGAGUUCUCGGCCUCUUGGACGCUGGCUUCCAGAUCGGGCUCUACUGCGUCCAGGACCUGGUGGAGAUUGGAGGCAAGGAAUGCAUCGAGAGGCUCCUGGCGGCGCGAGUGGUGGAGAGAUUGGUGGCGCUGGAGGGAAACUCCAGCAGGAUGAUCGGUGGUGGAAAGUUUCGAGACUCGGUAGUGGAGUUUGCCAAGCUUGUGGGGAAGUCGAGUGGAUUGUCUGCUCAAGAACACCGGGUUCUCAACUCGCAGCUCGUGAGGCACGCGAGAGCGGCGGUGAAAGAUCCCAAACAGAUGGGGAAGAUCACGAGUGUGCUGAAAACUAGCUACGAGCGUGGAGAGGGAUCGGGAUCUGGAUCAUCGGGAUCUGGCUCCGCCAAACGGAGGAAUUCUUUUGCUGGCUCACAUUCCUCCGCUGUAAACUUCUAGCAGAUACGUAAGAGCGAUUAGUUCCUUCUUCUUCUUCUUCUUCUUCUUGCUCAAGAGAAAAAGAAAGGAACUUUUGUCUACCUCACGCUUGCGUUUCGCAUGAUAGAAGCUCAAUUUGAUGCACCUUUGCAUCCAUUUCGGGUUC
This is a messenger RNA of Selaginella moellendorffii, 3698 nucleotides long. RefSeq lists its product as uncharacterized. Lineage: Eukaryota; Viridiplantae; Streptophyta; Lycopodiopsida; Selaginellales; Selaginellaceae. Gene Ontology annotation, molecular function: protein binding; ADP binding. The record is from RefSeq and is a predicted model, not a curated record. The coding region runs from base 239 to 3553 and encodes 1104 amino acids. The transcript is spliced from 2 exons.